GAUAACACAGAAAUCGUUAGCAACAAAUCAAAGAUGGCUGCUGAAAGUAAACAUCGGACUUCGAUAAGAUGUUGAUCAGAUUGUUGUGGAUUCAUUUUAAUUAGAAUACCAACUAUGUGAUAUUUAAAAAUUAACAGAACCACAGUUUUCUAAAUAAUUCUUAAUUCAAAGUAGCUGAAAGAUGACCAGUAGAGAGGAUGAAGCCAUUCUGAAGUCCCUUGGUGCUAUUGAUAUCAAACCGGUUGACUACGAUCAAUGGAAAAGGAAAGAGCGAAAGAAACGUGUCCAGAAGAUUCUUAACACUACACCUUCAAGUAGACUAUUACCUGAUGUUCCAUUUAACUCAUCAAUUCAAGUAAAGAGUGGUCACAGGUUUGGAAUGCCCAGUUCUUCUUCUGUUUGCAAUCACAGCCACAAGAGGAUUGAACCGCCAUCAGGGCCUAGCGAUGACGAAGCGAUUGCUCAAAGACACAGGGAGAUCAAGGUUCUAGAACUGCUAAUCAAAUCUAGGAAACAAGCUGUUGGAAACUACAAGUGUAGGCAGGAGGUUUUAUUGAAUGAAAAUGAGAAGCUGCGGACAGAAAUUGAAGGUGCAGAAGAAGCCACUCAUAAAGACGUGAAACAGCUUUUACAGAAGUAUGAACGUUAUCGGGGUGCUGUGUCGACAUUAACUUCAAAGUUUGACGUAGAAAAGGCAAAAGCUGUCAAGGAGUUAGAAACUACGCAGCAAGAGGUGAAUGUAGGACUCAAAGGCCUCGAAAAGCAACUGACGGAGGUAAAGCUGUUGUUGAAAGACAGAAGAGCUGAGUUGAGUGUCCUGCUCAGUUAUAAGGAUAAAGAAUACCCUGUAAAAGCUAUGAAAAUCAGUGCACUGCGAAAACAAGUUGAACAGUUAGCAAAAGAUUUUGAGGCAGAGCAGGUUGAUUUGGAAAGUGUAAUUGCAAUUGAGCAAGAGAAGUAUGAGGUGAAAGGUCAAGAGGCAAUUGAAGACAUCAAAGCAGAAGUGACAGAGAAUGCCAUUUCAUCCAUGCAUGAAAGCCUCAAGGACAUGGCAUUACAGAAUAUGGUUAUGAAAAAGGAAAUUGAGGAACAUCAGCAAACACUUGUGAAGUUAGAGGGUGAUAAUGAAAAAUUGAAAGAGGAGGUAGAUUCUCUCAAAGUGAGUCCAGAGAUUAGCGUUCGCCAACAGCUGUUUCCUCACCUGUAUCGUACAUUACCAAAGUGCACUCCAGAUAUGGAGGUUGUACUAGAUAUACCAGUCCAAGAAUGGCUUUCAAUAUGAGGUGUUAGGGCAGGGGUGUGGCAACUUCCAUCUACGUGCAGGUGCAUCCAUAUUUAAAUAAACAGUAGUGCAUACAUUCCCAGAAGUAUAGUGUGUAUUUGUGUGAAUAAAUAAUAUGUUUUUCAAUGGUUUUUUAAAAGGUUAGGCUUUACUAUAUUUUUAUUGAGCUUAAAAUAUAAAUAAAUCCAAAGAAAUUCCUUCCAAUUAAGUGUCUCAUUAAAAAAAAAUGGCUAUAGUACUACUGUAUUUGAAGUGUCUCUAACCCAGAUGGUAGGUUAACCAUUAAUUAAAGAAUAUCUUUCCAUGCCUGUUUAACUAUGUGAUUGGCUCUACCAUGCUUCUAGUUUAAUUGUUUUGAUUUAGAUUUUGUUCUGCUUAAUUAACAUUAAUUGCCUAAAAAGGGGCUUAGAAAGGCAUACAGCAGGUAAUAUUGUAUGUAUGGCAUUAACAUUUGGUCCUUUGAGGAAACACAUUAAUAACAUUAAUGUGUUUCCUCAAAGGACGAAGUGAUUAAGUAUGGAUCUUCUAUCUGUAAAAGCACAAGUCCCUGGAGCGCUCUACUUGCAAUUCAUGGAUCCACCACUGAAUAAGUCUUUAAAAUCUGGCCAAAAGGAGGCGUUUUAAUCAGUGAAGAGUUGGCUGCAUAAUGAAUUUUGGGACUUGGGUUUUUAACAGCUUCGGUCAGCUUUAAAUUAGAAUAAUAAAGUUAAGACAUUUGUUAAUAUGGGACCAGAAAAAAGUGUUCUUUAAUUGGAAGUGGUCUGUAUUUAGUGGUGGUCUUUAUUUGGAGGGAGACCUGUACAUGGUUAGAGCCACAAGAGCCUUUGUUUUGGGUUUUAGUUGUUUUCUAGAUGCUUACUGUUUGGUGCUUCAGUAAUUUUGAUGUGCCAAUUUCUAGAAAUAUUUCUUUGUUGUUUCUCUAUGUGUUUAACAUUAAUAUCCGUUGUUUAGAUUACAGGAAGUUGUUGAGAAAUUCUUUGUGCCAUCGUUGAACAUUUAAUUUGCUAAUAGCUAACGGUACCACAUCCACCCACACCCCAGCAUGUUGAAUUAGACUAUAAUAAAAUCUUUUUGUUUUAUAUAAUUUUAGAUUUUCUAAUAAAAAUAUAAUUUUAGUGAAAAUUUGUAGUUAUUUUGACAACUGCUGCUUUCCAUAGGGCCUAAUGUCUACCUUGUAAUUAAAGGGCUAUUAACUAUAUACGAGGCUCGCCAUUCCAAAACCAACAUGCUGUAGCUAAUUUGUUGAACUGAGUAAUUAGCAUAAGAAUAUGGCAGUAUUGUAGAGUUUAGUACAGAGAAGCUGUAAUACUUUUACUCAUAACUUUAGCAAUAGUAAGUUGAUACUAGUAAAAUGACUCAUCAGUUUAAAGCUUACAAUGUGGAGGAUAAGGAUAUAUUAAAAAGUCAAUUUUCAUUUUUUGGUCACCAAUGCUGAUUUUGGGAUGGCAAGCCUGAAAUGUCUUAUUAAUAAAAAUAUAUUUUUAAGGUAGAUUUUAUAAUAUUUCUGUAAAAUUAUUAAUUAGAAUAAAACUGUUUGUCCACAUUGCAUGAUGCAAAGGAUAAAGGUAAUAAAUACUAUAUUGUGACACAAA
Molecule: messenger RNA, 2874 nt
Organism: Anneissia japonica
Lineage: Eukaryota; Metazoa; Echinodermata; Crinoidea; Comatulida; Comatulidae
Exons: 10
Coding region: 182-1282 (366 amino acids)
Source: RefSeq, a predicted model, not a curated record